Molecule: messenger RNA, 378 nt
Organism: Prunus armeniaca (apricot)
Lineage: Eukaryota; Viridiplantae; Streptophyta; Magnoliopsida; Rosales; Rosaceae
Source: the annotation of a GenBank genome assembly
AUGUCUGCUUUUGAUAACUUAGUUGUUGUUGGGAAGCUGAAGCUGAAAGGAAAACCCUUGGCCGUGAAAGGAGGUGGGGUUUCAAAGAAAAAUAAGAAGAAACGCAGCAAUUAUUAUCACCAAUUGUCUCAAGCCUCACAAGGUGGAGAAGCAGUGAUGGAUGAUACUGAGAAUGACGGUGGCAGAGUACAGGCUGGGGCUUAUGAUGAUCAUCUGACACCCGCGGAGAGGCGGUACCUCCAACAGACAGAGAGGAUUCGACUGCAAAAGCUUGCCAAGAUGGCCAAAAAAUCACAUCGCGAUCGGGUUCAGGAAUUUAAUCACUAUCUGGCAAAUCUUAGUGAGCAUUAUGACAUUCCCAAAGUAGGCCCUGGCUAA